GAAACAAAAAGGCAAAAAAUAUUGACAAAAUUUCAACAUCAAAUUUCAGGAAAUUAAGGAAAAAAACAGUGGAAAUGCAGAGACUAAUUAGGGUUAGGGUUUCAAAGCAUGGAUUCUCCUGAACCUUCUAAAUCCCCAAUUUCCUCUUCUUCUGCUGCAGCCUCUACUUUUUCUUCUUCCCCAGUUCAAGAAUCCCCUUUUUCCAAUUACAUUAGCAGUCUGUCUCCUAUAAAGCAUGACAAGGCACCGCACGUAGCACAAGGGUUCCUGGGACUUAAUUCCCCCCCUCUUGUAUUUACAUCUCCAUGCAUAUAUACACGUAGAAGGCUUCAGUCAUCCAGCCUGGUGGUAUCUCAAAGUGGUGAAGGGGACAAUAAGAAAACCUAUGAGCCUGGUAGUUUGGAAAGAUCUGUUACUGAAUUGCAACAAGGGUUGAUCACUGAUAUUAAGGAGGUUGAUACCAAGGACUCUGUGUCAGUCCAACCCAGUAGUUCCUCUGGAUGUGUUGAUGAAUUCUUGGCCGAUCCUGUGGAAGCAGACUGUGCAAACUCUGCAUAUUCAGUCAGUUCAAAUUUGAAACAAUCUAAUAAUGUGCUUCAAUCAUCAGUAAAUGGUUUGCUAGAUUCAAAGAAUUUAAAAUUUGGCGACGAAAAUGAUGUGGGGAGGGAAGUUGAUGCCGCUCAAUUGUUGUCUGGGCAGAGUGAAGAAGGCCUUGAAAGAAAGUUAACCUUUGAUGACAAGCCAUUGAAGAUUGAAAAUAAGCAACAAGGUGGUCAGGGGAUAUCUGAUGAAGGCCAAAAGUUUGAGUCUGAUGCAUUUGUUCUUUCUUCCGAGGAAAAAGAAUGUAAAAACUUGGGUCGUCAGAAAGUAGUAGAGGACCAUGGGGAUGGACGCUUUGGAUUCCUUCCAUUGCUGCCUGAAUCAUUGCAAAGGGUUCAGGCAUAUGGAGAUUUUGCUGAAAAUGUUGACAGAGAGGCAGAUGUUCUAGUUCAUAGCAUGACAGAUGAUCUUGAGGCUAGUGAACACCAACAUGGCAUGAGUAGGCGUUGCCUUCAAUUUGGAGAAGCUCAACCAGAAUCUACAGCAAACUGCAGCAGUUCUUCAAAUAUAGAAAAUAAUGUGAUGACUUCAACAUCACUUGCUAAAACUUCAGAAACAGAGGGUUUGGGUCCAUCUCGUGUAGAUUUAAAUGCUACAUCAAGAAAGAGGCAACUGGUUAACUUGUCCCAUUUAGCAAUAAACAUGAUUCCCCAGUGCUAUGGUGAGAAGUCUUCGUUAACUGUUUCCAAGCUGUCAGGUAUUGGCUUACACCUAAACAGCAUUGUUAAUGUGUUACCAAUGGGUAGAGGUGGAACUGCAAGCAUGAAAUUGGCAGUGGAUUGUAUGCGUAUAGAGGGGAUAAAAUCAAUGUCCAUUCCGAGUUGUCAGUCAGCAGAAAACAUGAAGAGUUGCUCAGAUGCAUUUGACAAAGUAUCAGUUGCUUCUCUGGAUGGAACACUCGAAGCGCAGGUUUGCACGAUUGCAGGUUCUGCUGCUUCUGAAUCACUCUGCACCAUGGAAUCAAUUGAGUGUCACACGACUCUAAACACAAAGAGAAAGCUUUGCUCAGAGGAUAAAGAUAGCAAUGAGGUGUUUAACCAACAAAGCCCCAAAAGGAAAAGGAAGAAAUUAUCAAACAGCACAGAUGGUGACGGUUGCAAGCGUUGCAAUUGCAAGAAGACAAAGUGCUUGAAACUCUAUUGUGAUUGUUUUGCUGCUGGAAUCUAUUGUGCUGAACCUUGUUCCUGCCUAGGUUGCUUCAACAGACCCGAGUAUGAAGAUACAGUUCUUGAAACACGUCAACAGAUUGAAUCACAUAAUCCGCUAGCAUUUGCUCCCAAGAUCGUACAGCCAUUCACUGAGUUGCCGGAAGAUGGAAACCGGAAGACACCAUCCUCAGCAAGACACAAAAGAGGAUGCAAUUGCAAAAGGUCGAUGUGUCUGAAAAAAUAUUGUGAAUGCUACCAGGCUAAUGUUGGUUGCUCUAUUGGAUGUCGAUGUGAGGGGUGUAAAAAUGUCUAUGGUAAGAAGGAAGCUUAUUUUGUGACUGAAGACAUGGUGAACAGUAGUGGUGGGAAGAAAUCAGAAAGCACAGUGGCGGCUAAGAAGGAUUUCUUGCAUUCUGAGUUGUGUGAUCCACACUAUCUUACACCUCUGACACCUUCAUUCCAGUGCUCAGACCAUGGAAAGAGUGCACCCAUAUCCAGACUUCUUUCUAGGAGAUGCCUUCCAUCACCUGAGUCUGAUCUUGCCAUCUUAUCAUAUGAAAAAUCUCCAACAUCUCCAAGAACUUCUGAUAGCAAUGACAUCCUGCUGGAAAAAAGUAAAGAAAAUUUGGAUGUUGGUUCUUACUGUAAAGGAAUCAAUUACAACAAUGCAGACAUGCUUACAGAUGAUUUCCAUCACACUCCACUGCCAAAUCAUCCCUCAAUUAUUAAAGGUUCAUCAACAUCUAAAGCAAGGGAAUUGACAAGUCUUUCACAGUUCCAACUGGGCCUUAGAAGUGGUUCUCUCACUUCAGGGUCCCUUUGUUGGCGUGGCUCACCUAUUACACCAAUGUCUCCUUUAGAUGGGACUAACAAGCUUCAGGAGCUUGACUCUGAUGGUGGACGUUAUGACAUUUUGGAGGAUGAUACACCAGAGAUAUUGAAAGACACUUCUACGCCCAUUAAGUCUGUGAAAGCAAGUUCCCCAAAUGGAAAGCGAGUUUCACCUCCUCACAAUUUGCAUCAGCUUGGAUCAAGCUCUUCAGGACCUUUAAGAAGUGGCCAUAAGUUCGCUAAAGCUGUGCCUUCUUUCCCACCUCUCACUCCUUGCAUUGAUUCAAAAGGCAGCAGUAAUCAGAGUAGAAUCAAUUUUCAAGAAAAUAGUAGCAACGAUUGAUCAUCAAACCUGCACUUUAGAGUACCAGAGUGGCCACAAUGUGAGAGUAGCAGACAUUCCCAGACAGAGAAUGCUUAUACCUUAUGAUCCGUAGUCU
Molecule: messenger RNA, 3019 nt
Organism: Durio zibethinus
Lineage: Eukaryota; Viridiplantae; Streptophyta; Magnoliopsida; Malvales; Malvaceae
Molecular function (GO): DNA-binding transcription factor activity
Source: RefSeq, a predicted model, not a curated record